Molecule: messenger RNA, 1720 nt
Organism: Hippocampus comes (tiger tail seahorse)
Lineage: Eukaryota; Metazoa; Chordata; Actinopteri; Syngnathiformes; Syngnathidae
Product: elongation factor 1-alpha-like
Exons: 8
Coding region: 115-1500 (461 amino acids)
Biological process (GO): translational elongation
Molecular function (GO): translation elongation factor activity; GTP binding; GTPase activity
Source: RefSeq, a predicted model, not a curated record
GGACUUGACUCCACCCUGUUCCCAUGUGUAUAAAAGCCUCAGGUAUUUCCGGCUCUGUCUUUUCACCCAUUCAGACCCAGGUGGACUACCUGUUGCCUUUCACAGUAGCUCAAAAUGGCCAGGGAGAAAAUCCACAUCAACAUCGUGGUCAUUGGCCACGUCGACUCCGGGAAGUCCACCACCACCGGUCACUUGAUCUACAAAUGCGGCGGCAUCGACAAAAGAGCCAUCGAGAAGUUCGAGAAAGAAGCCGCCGAGAUGGGCAAGGGGUCCUUCAAGUACGCCUGGGUGCUGGACAAGCUCAAGGCCGAACGGGAACGCGGCAUCACCAUCGACAUUGCUCUGUGGAAGUUCGAGACUGAGAAGUACUACGUGACUGUCAUCGAUGCCCCUGGACAUCGUGACUUCAUCAAGAACAUGAUCACUGGCACCUCUCAGGCCGACUGCGCCGUGCUGAUCGUCGCUGCCGGCGUCGGCGAAUUUGAGGCCGGUAUCUCCAAGAACGGGCAGACCCGCGAACACGCCCUGCUGGCCUACACCCUCGGCGUGCAGCAGCUCAUCGUUGGAAUCAACAAGAUGGACUCCACUGAGCCCCCUUACAGCGAGAGCCGCUACCAGGAAAUCACCAAGGAAGUCAGCGCCUACAUCAAGAAGAUCGGCUACAACCCCAAAGCCGUUCCCUUCGUCCCCAUCUCAGGAUGGCACGGAGACAACAUGCUGGAACCUAGUGAUAAGAUGAGCUGGUUCAAGGGCUGGUCAAUAGAGCGCAAGCAGGGCAAUGCCAAUGGUCGCACCCUGUUCAAUGCUCUGGAUGCCAUCCUCCCUCCUGAACGUCCCACCCAAAAGCCCCUCCGUCUGCCAUUGCAGGAUGUCUACAAAAUUGGAGGUAUCGGAACCGUCCCCGUCGGCCGCGUGGAGACCGGCAUCCUGAAGCCCGGCACGGUUGUCACCUUCUCUCCCACCAACCUGACCACCGAGGUCAAGUCCGUGGAGAUGCACCACGAGGCCUUGUCCGAGGCUCUGCCCGGCGACAACGUCGGCUUCAACGUCAAGAACGUGUCUGUGAAGGAGAUCCGCCGCGGGUUCGUGGUGGGCGACAGCAAGAACGAUCCUCCCAUGGGAGCUUCGAAUUUCAAAUCUCAAGUCAUUAUUCUGAACCACCCGGGCCAGAUCACCAGCGGCUACACUCCUGUGCUGGACUGCCACACCGCUCACAUCGCUUGCAAAUUCACCGAAAUCCUUGAGAAGAUCGACCGUCGUUCUGGCAAGGUGCUGGAGGAAAACCCCAAAUCUGUCAAGUCCGGAGACGCCGCCAUCGUCAACAUGACACCAAUGAAGCCAAUGACGGUGGAGGCUUUCUCUCAGUACCCACCCCUUGGCCGUUUUGCCGUGCGGGACAUGAGGCAGACGGUGGCCGUCGGUGUCAUCAAGUCAGUGGAUAAGGCCCCUCCCACCGGCGGGAAGGUCACCAAGGCCGCACAGAAGGCACAGAAAAAAUGAAUCGGCAUCAUGCGGGGUGCGCAACAGAAAGUCGCCGGCGUGUCCUCCAACUGGCCGUUUUCUCCUCUGAUCAGUUCGCUCCUCAAGGACUGGCUUCUGCUUAUUAAAAAUCACUGGAAAAGUGUCCGUAGGAAAGGAGGACAUGCCUUCCUUUUUGGAAUAAAUGCAAUCUUACUGUUACAUUGAAGUCAGAAAAAUAAACACAUGAUGUGUGACCAAA